This is a messenger RNA of Ectocarpus sp. CCAP 1310/34, 810 nucleotides long. Lineage: Eukaryota; Phaeophyceae; Ectocarpales; Ectocarpaceae. The record is from the annotation of a GenBank genome assembly.
AUGGCGGCUUUAGAAAAGCAUCUUCCGGAGCUGUCCGAAAACGCGCCAGUUGGUUUUGGCAUCCUCUUGGUCGUGAAGUGCUCGCGCGAAGGCUGCAACUCGCGAGCUACCUUCAGCUUCCCCGAGACCACCACCCCUACCCCUACGCGUCUCUCCGCCGCUGCUUCGUCAGCGUCAUCAUUACCUCGACCGGGGACCACCAACACUACCGUCACCACCACCCUGAAGCGGACCUGGAAGGGCCGGCACAAGAAAGAGGAGUUCUGCGUAGCGCACGCGCUGCACGGGAUGGUGCUGUCCAGGGGCAGGGGUUGCUCCCACCCCGGUUGCUCCAAGCGCGCAAGCUACGGGAACGCCGAGACGCGGCGGAGGGAGUUCUGCGCCGCCCACGCGGAGACCGGAAUGGUGAACAUUAACAGCAUCAAGGUCCCGGAGACGCUAAAACGCGGCGGGCAGUCGACGGCGACAAGCAACGCGAGGGCUGUGGCUGCUGCUGGUGCCAACAAGCGAAAGGCCGCCGCCGUCACCAGUGCAGCGAAUGACGUUAUCGCCGGGAAUGGCUACGGUGGUGGAGGUGGUGAUGGCGGUGUGGGGGCUCCGUUCGCCUCUGUGCGACAAACGUACCGGUCGGACGGUUCCCCCCCCGGCGGAAGGACGUUAGUUCGGGAGCACCAACAACGCGUCGGAAUAGGAGGAGGAGGAGGAGGAGGAGAAGGGUCGGAGAGGCGACCGGCAGCCAGCUGGAGCUCGUCUGACGAGGGACGGAAGGACCAGCGGAGAGAGCAGCCCUCCGACCAGCAGCAGCAGUGA